Messenger RNA from Dracunculus medinensis (Guinea worm), 1239 nucleotides. NCBI's taxonomy places the organism in Eukaryota, Metazoa, Nematoda, Chromadorea, Rhabditida, Dracunculidae. The record is from the annotation of a GenBank genome assembly.
UUGAAUUUGCUGAACUAUGGUUUGCAAAUAUUAAAUUUCUGGAUGGAAAUCUUUAAUAAUAAAUAUUGGAAAUUACAGCAAAAAAUACGUCUAAAUGGUCCAAUUACAGUGGCUGAUUAUAUGCGAAUGACUAUAUCAUUACCUAUGUCUGGUUAUUAUCAGCAGUUUUCGAAUAAUCACGAAAUCUUUGGUCAUAAGGGUGAUUUUAUUACAGCGCCUGAAAUUAGUCAGCUUUUCGGUGAGAUGAUUGGUGUUUGGUGUUACUACGAGGUAGGGAACGCAGGUCAUAAAGGUGAGUGGCAACUUGUUGAAUGUGGACCUGGUACUGGUCAAUUCAUGAAUGAUAUUUCAAGAACAUUAGAUCGUUUUAAAGAAAAGAAGUUUUCUAUCCAUCUCGUCGAAAUAUCGGAUUCUUUGAUAAAAAAACAAGAGAAUAUUCUUUGCAACUCAAUUACUAAUUAUAUUGAAGGACAUCCGUAUAUCAAGUCUAACAUAACGAAAUACGGGAUUCCCAUCUUUUGGUAUCGAUCAGUUGAUGAAAUUCCCACGAAGUUUUCAGUUUUUAUUGCGAAUGAAUUUCUUGAUGCUUUACCAAUACAUCAGUUUCAAAAAGAUGAUGUUGGUCAAUGGCAUGAGAUUUAUAUUGCUUUGAAUGAGAAUGACCAGUUAUAUUUUAUGUUAUCAAAAGGCGAAAAUUUGUAUACAAAAGGUCUGAUUCCUGAAAAGGUUCGACGCGAUCAUAAGCGAACGGUGUGGGAACUGUGUCCUGAUGCAUGCUUAUUUGUUAGCCAAAUCGCGGAAAGAAUCACUCAAUAUGGCGGUAUUGGUUUAUUAAUUGAUUACGGUCAUGAUGGUCAGCGGUCAACACUGUCCCUUCGUGCUUAUAAAAAUCAUCAAUUGGUCAAUCCAUUGAAAAAUCCGGGCAAGCAGGAUAUUACCGCGGAUAUUGAUUUCGGCUAUCUUAGAAGCUUGAUUGAAGAACAGACGCAAGGUUUAAGGGAAUUUUUAACUCAUAUGGGUAUCGGAAUCCGACUCAACCGAUUGCUGCAAUCAUGUUCGAAUGAAAAAGAUCGGGAAAACUUAGUUGAAUCUUAUAAAUUUCUUAUGUCCGAUGAAGGAAUGGGAUCGCGCUUCAAAGUAAUGUCAAUUUACCCGAAAGUACUUUAUGAAACUCUAAUAUUCAGGCAAGGACCAGCUGGUUUUCCUCAAGAUUAUUCCAGAAAUAUUCUUGGUGAAUGA